UAACAAGUCAAUUACCUUUCCGUUCGAAAAUCGAAAAAAUAUUUCGCGAAUUGCGCUCUCACCAAAUACCAACAUUCUGCUUUCUAUAGAUGAAGACGGAAGAGUUCUCCUAGUUAACUUUCAUCGUAGAAUAGUUUUACAUGAAUUCACUUUCAAAUCACCUGUUGCGGAUGUACAAUUUAGCCCAGAUGGAAAGCAAAAUAUAGAAAUUUAUAAUGAAAUUCGAAAAAACAUUCAAGUAUGGAAAUCACCAGGAUUAAGUCGGGAAUUUGCACCAUUUGUCAUGCAUCACAAAUACACAGGACAUUAUGAUGAGGUCACGUCAAUAACAUGGUCUACCGAUUCUCGAUUUUUUCUUUCUACUUCAAAAGACAUGACCGCAAAACUUCAUUCUUUAUUUCCUACUGAAGAUUUCACAACUGUAACGUUUUCAGGUCAUAAGAACUAUGUUGUCGGUGCAUAUUUUUCGAAAGAUCAAAAUAUGAUAUACACCGUUAGUAAAGAUGGUGCGCUUUUUAUUUGGAAAUUCGCUUCUUCUCAAACUCCAACAGAAGACGAUGAUCAACAUGAAGAAAUGGAUAUUGAUAAUGCAGAAUCGGAAUUAACGAAAUCGAAAAAAUGGAUUAUAUCGUCUCGUCAUUAUUUCAAUCAAUCUGGGGCUAAAGUGAUUUGUUCUGCUUAUCAUAUAGCAUCAAACUUAUUAGUAGUCGGGUUUUCAUCUGGAAUUUUUGGAAUUUGGGAAAUGCCCGACUUUAAUAAUAUACAUACAUUAAGUAUUUCGCAAAAAGCAAUAGAUUCAGUAACAAUCAAUUCAACUGGUGAAUGGCUGGCAUUUGGGUCUUCAAAGCUGGGUCAACUUUUGGUUUGGGAAUGGCAAUCCGAAUCUUACGUUCUUAAACAACAAGGGCAUUAUUAUGAUAUGAAUACGUUAUCAUAUUCUUCAGAUGGUCAAAAUAUUGCAACCGGAGGUGAUGAUGGUAAAGUCAAAGUGUGGAAUACCAUGUCAGGAUUUUGUUUCGUUACAUUUUCUGAGCAUACUUCCGGUGUUAGUGUGGUAGAAUUUGCAAAAAAUGGUCAUGUUUUAUUUUCUGCUUCUUUGGAUGGAACUGUUCGCGCAUUUGAUUUAAUUCGUUAUAGAAAUUUCAGAACUUUUACAUCUCCAUCACCAGUUCAAUUUACCUCGUUAGCUGUUGAUCCAAGCGGUGAAAUUGUUUGUGCUGGUUCAAUGGAUACUUUCGAAGUUUUUGUAUGGUCUGUUCAAACUGGUAAAUUAUUAGAUAUUAUGGCUGGCCAUGAAGGUCCUAUAAGUGGUUUGGCUUUUAAUCCUACAGGUUUAUUGUUGGCUUCAAGUUCAUGGGAUGCUACGGUUCGUGUUUGGGAUGUAUUUGAACGUAGUAAACAUGUCGAUGUACUUCGACAUACAUCGGAUGUUUUAGCUGUAGCGUUUCGACCCGAUGGGAAACAAUUAGCCGCAUCUACCUUGGAUGGUCAAAUUACCUUUUGGAACGUUGAAAAUUGUGAUCAAAUAGGCUCUAUAGAAGGAAGAAAAGAUAUAUCAGGUGGAAGAAAAGCUAAUGACCGAACAACUGCUGCUAACUCUUCUGCAAAAUCUUUUAAUAGUAUAUGUUACACGGCUGAUGGGUCAUGUGUGAUUUCUGGUGGAAAUAGUAAAUACAUUUGUCUUUAUGAUGUUAAAGAGAAAUUAUUAAUAAAAAAAUAUCAGAUAUCACAUAAUUUGUCAUUGGAUGGAAUACGUGAAUUUUUGAACAGAAAG
Messenger RNA from Racocetra persica, 1774 nucleotides. The record is from the annotation of a GenBank genome assembly. Lineage: Eukaryota; Fungi; Glomeromycota; Glomeromycetes; Diversisporales; Gigasporaceae.